UUUGGGGAUUUAGGAUUGGGAAUUUGGUAUUUAGGAUUGGGCAUUUAAUCAUUUAGCCAUUUAGGAUUGAGGAUUGGGGAUUUGGGGAUUUAGGAUUGGGCAUUUGAGGAUUGAGGAUUGGGGAGUGUAUGCAAAUUAGGAGGCGUGGCCCAAAUACUGGAGGCUGGGUUUGAAAUGGCUGGUGCGCAGAGGCACCUUAUGGACAGCAGAGGGAGCUCCCAGUGCUAAGGAGCACACUGUCAGAGCGUCCUCUUCAGAGUAAAAGUUGUGGUUCUCUGCAUGCUCUGCCAUCCACAUUGGCUGCCAUAUUAACAAUGGCAAAGCCAGAGCUAGCAUCUUUGUUGAGACAGGCGCUGGACGUUUUGGACAAAGAAAAGGCUUCCAGUAACGUUGGAGAGGCUUCUUCCUCGACCACCACCUCGUCCAUUUUACCAACACCGAAAGUGUUCGGUCUAAACUCAACCCCGACUCGCGCCCACCAUGCUGUUCAAGACGAGCUGUCCAGAAUCUUUUCGCCAUAUAGCCGACCUGCAGCCAAAAAGAGGCCAGCAUCUCUGUGGUCAAUCAAACCAUCUAGUACCACCUCAUACACACACAAGUUCUUUUGUAUGAGUAGCAGAAAGGAUGACGAAGUCCCCUCACUGUCGUAUAAAGAAACGCUGACAGCUGCUGGAAUGGGGGAGCGUAAAAUAGUAUUCCCAGAUAAACUUUGCAGUGCUAGUGACUUCUCAGCACAGUUGGUCCACCACUAUCCCAAACUCAGGGAUGGGGGUGGUUAUGAACUGCUUCAUAUCGUCGGUUCAACCAGAAGCAAGGUGCUUGAGGUUCUGCCCUGCCCAAAAAAUGGAUAUUCCCCAAUGUACCUUCUCAGUGCUGAAGCAGGACUUGGCAAAGCCACUAUCUACAUUAGACCUCUGCAAAAAGAUCUGUGUCUAGAACCAGUAUGGGGGAGUUCUGCUGAUGAAAAUGAUGGACCAAUGGUUGAGUGCAUGUAUUGCCACAACAGUUUCAAACAUUCCAAUAUGCAGGAUCACGUAGACAUUUGUACAAGAGAUUUUGGCAACACAGAAACUCCCACAGUACAAGCUGAGUCUGACAACCAUGGAAAGAUGGACACCAGUACAGAAAGACAGACAACAUCAGAGGGCAGAGGUCAUAGACACACUCAAAAUGAGACUGACAUGUACAGGCAGACGCAGAUUGAAAGCAGUCAACACACUGAGAGACAGACUGAUAGAUGGCCACAAACCGACAGCGACCACCACAGACUCCAAAGGCAAUCGAGACAGAGAGAAGAACAGCCAUCAACCAGCAGUUACAAUGGUUCAGUCAACAUCUUUCAAUCUCCUGAAAAAAGUCAUAAUGCCGAAUGGAAAGCUGAAAAGGAUCCAGAAAAGGCAGCUGAGACCUACAGAAGGGAUUUACUGCAACAAUCAGAAACAUACAGGAGUCUGAAAUAUGUAAUGGAUAUGCAUGAGAGCCCAGAGGAGAAAGAGCGUGCAGUUGUGGUUUUCUACAAGCAGAAUAACAUCAACUGGGCCAGUCCAUUUUGUGUGUUUUUGAAAGGUGAUCCCGCAGUGGGAGAUGGAGUGAACCGGUUCUUUUUCACUUUUGGGAUUUCAAAACUCCAGUCUGGAUUCAGUUUUGGCCUAGAUGACACCAACAAAAGUUUGCUCUUUGUUGGUGAGGAAGACCACCUGGUGCCUUCCACCUCUACUUUCCUGCUGGAAGGCGAUAUCUUUCAUGUUGCUGGACGGAUUAUUGGGCACUCCUUUUUAAAUGGGGGACCAAAGCUGACUGGAUUAAGCCAAGCCAUUUUGGACUUAAUUUCUGGAAAAGAAGACACAAACCAGCUUGCAACUCAAGACAGCCCAGACAUUGAUGUGAGGGAAGUUGUCACUCUGCUUACCAGCAAGGACCCCUUGAGCCCAGCUGAUAAACACAAUGUUGCCGAGAUGUGUGUUGCUUGGGAUCUGCCCACUGUUGUUAAUGACACCAACCGGAACUGGCUUGCAGAAAAGAUCCUUCACCAUUCGGUGAUUACUCGAAGGAUCCGUCAGAUCAAGCAGCUGAAAAAAGGCCUGAAAGACACUGGCGUUUUGCAACUUCUUAAGGAAAAACCAGAGACUGCUGCAGUUCUUUUCCCCCGUUCAUCAAGCCUGGUGGUCAUGCCAGAGAUGAUUCUUGAACGAGUCAUUUGGCCUUCAAAUGAUAGCUCUGACAGUGAGCAGGAGUGCAACAUUGAACAGCAGUGCUCUGCUCUCGCAUUUUUCCGACAGUACGUGGAAAAUGCCAAUUCAGAAAGUUUGAAAGACCUCCUCAAGUUUUGGGUUGGCUGGGUGAUCUUUCCACAACACCUCUACAUUAAGGUUACCUCUGGUCUGCUGCCAAAGUCCAAGACCUGCUAUGAGACUUUGCAAAUUCCGGGAGAUCAUACAGGCUACAGCAACUUUAAAGAAGCUCUUGAAGGAGCUGUUCGUACAGCAGACACUGGAUUUGGGUUUAUCUAGCUACUCAAGGGACAGUUUCAAGGAGUUGUUUAUCCUUUUUAUGUAGCAGUGUUACAUACUGACAUGUUCAUUGUAACCCAAUGCACUUAUGUAAACAUAGAAAUGUUCUAAGAAUACAAAAGUUAUAUCAGGGUCAAGUGCCAUGGAGUUCCGAGUGUCUGCAGGUUAACGUUCCAAGCGCAUCCUGUAGAGAGUUAAUUAACCACCGUAGUUGGUUCGUUCUCUACAGCUUAAAUGGAUACUCAACUUUUUUUUGGAAAUAGGCUCAUUUUACAACUCCCCCAGAGUUAAACAGUUUCACCGU
Molecule: messenger RNA, 2814 nt
Organism: Carassius auratus (goldfish)
Lineage: Eukaryota; Metazoa; Chordata; Actinopteri; Cypriniformes; Cyprinidae
Exons: 12
Coding region: 315-2510 (731 amino acids)
Molecular function (GO): ubiquitin-protein transferase activity
Source: RefSeq, a predicted model, not a curated record